This is a messenger RNA of Lytechinus variegatus (green sea urchin), 4295 nucleotides long. RefSeq names its product cilia- and flagella-associated protein 410-like (gene cfap410). Gene Ontology annotation, cellular component: U4/U6 x U5 tri-snRNP complex. NCBI's taxonomy places the organism in Eukaryota, Metazoa, Echinodermata, Echinoidea, Temnopleuroida, Toxopneustidae. Bases 38 to 652 code for a protein of 204 amino acids. Gene Ontology annotation, molecular function: protein binding. The transcript has 5 exons. The record is from RefSeq and is a predicted model, not a curated record. Gene Ontology annotation, biological process: mRNA splicing, via spliceosome; cytoskeleton organization.
GGGUGGCGGUCUAACAGAUGUGUCGAUAUUCCAACAGAUGCCGAACAUUGAGGUUAUCAGCUUGAGCGUCAACAGCAUCACAACGUUAGAAGACUUCAGCUUCUGUUCCAACCUAACAGAGCUCUAUGUUAGGAGAAACUGCAUUGCAAGUCUCUCAGAGAUCUGGUUUCUAAGGAGUCUACCCAAACUCAGGGUACUCUGGCUUGCAGACAAUCCAUGUGCUGCAGGUGAUAACUACAGAGCCACAGUUCUCAGAAUAUUACCCAACCUUCAUAAACUAGAUAACAUUGUCGUCACAUUUGAUGAAGUGAACAGAGCAUUAGAGGAAGGUGAUGAGUUAGAGCCCCCAAUCAACUCUACUGGUAUCUAUAGCAAUGGCCACAUUCCAAACAACAACAAAGAUAACAAGGAGAAUAGAGACAGCUCAAUGGAAUUCAUGACAUUAGAUGAAACAAAUAAAAUCAGAGAGCAGCUUGGACUGAAGCCAUUAUCAUCCGACAAACUUUCUCCUGCCAAACACAAGACUGUAAGCAGCCACAAAACUAAAAAUGCCAGUAUCCUGUCUGCAGUACUCACCCUCAUCAAAGAGUUGGAUAGGGACAGUUUGGAGGUAGUGGCUAAUGCCUGCAAGGAUAGAUUAGAAUCAUUAUGAUCUCAUCAGAUACUUCCUUACAGUUGCAAAAGGUAUUCAAGAAAAACUCUAUGAACUGACUGCCAGAGACUACAGAAUAUAUAAACUUUGCACAAAGAGAGCAACUGGGGCUUUUCAAGGCAGGCUCUUGUGGAUUUAAUUGUGUUUGAUGUCAUUCGAUGGUUACUUCCCACAGAUGGGUUUGAAGAAAAGACACCUUGAUGAGGAGGAAGAAUUGAAUCUGAUCCAAUGGCUGCAGAGACAAGAUUAUGCUUCAGAGUAAUGGAUGCUGUGGAUUACCAUCGAGGUUACCGAUGCUUGUUGGACUUGAUGGAAAGGCUGGUAGCCGUUCCAAUGUCCUGCAAUUAUGAAGUGCACAUUGACUUCCUCUAGUAUUGCAGACAUGGUAUGGAGGAUUGACAUUUGUAUCAUCUUUUAAGGCAACAGGUUUAAUGAAUGUUUGAUGUAUGCUGUGGAUUACCAGAGAGGUUACUGAUGCAUAUGGGACUUGAUGGAAAGUCUGGAAGCCAGGCCAAUGUCCUGCAAUUAUGAAGUGCACAUUACAGACAGGAUAUGGAGGAUUGACAUUUGUAUCAUCCUCUUUAUAGGCUCAAGAUUUAAUGAACUGUUUGAUGUAUGUAUCAAACAAAGGCAUUAAUUUGCCUUUGAUCUUGAUGGUUGGUGCAUGUGUACUAAAGUGAAUCGGAUAUUUUCAUCUUGUAGUAUUUGCCUGAGAAAUCAGUUUUCUCCUGAGACUGUUCUCUCAAGUCAGAUCAAAUGUUUCUUUGAGAAUUGACCCACCCGCUGCCAUUACUAGAAGAAAAUUGAUUGUCCCAUCUAUCAGAAUUUCCUAUGAAAUGAAAUAUCAGUAUCGCUAAGCCUGUACAGAUUUGUUUACUGUAUAUAUCAAUGUCCAUUGUUUUCAUUUAAUUGCCAAUUUGAAUGAGAAAGAAAAUGCUGCCUUUUGCAAAUGGCUGCUCAUUUACACGUUUACCAUCUCCUUUAAUGGAUGGGUGCUGAUCCUCACACAGCCACACAAACAAGGGUUGAUCUUAUUUUUUUUAAUGUAUUCAAAGCUUAUUCAAUUCUGUUUCUUGAAUUCACUUCUGUUUUUUUUUUACUCAGAAGGUAAAAAUGUGUAAUUGGGAUGAGAAUGAUAAAACAUAUAUCUCAUUUGUAUUAAAAAAAUUUAGUGACUGAUAUGAUUUUUAUUUAGGUAUAUAUUUUUUGUAGUUCUGUCAGUAUAUUGAUUUCGCUGUGAGGUCAUUCUUCGUUAUGUAUUCAAUUUAUCUAGGUAAAAGAAAGAAUUGAUUUAUUCUCUUGGAGAGAGCAGACUAAUGAUAUACUUCAAAAAUGUUUCUGUCAUUAUUUAAGUUGUUUUCAUUAGAAUAAUCAUAUGUUGAGUAAUUGUCAUAUAUAUAAAGAAAAUUAUUAAUUCUUCCAUUUUCCCUCUUCAUGAUGAAUUAGUUUAUUUUGAACAUACAUGAUAAUCUGCAUAAAUUAUGACAUGUGUGUCAUUAAACUUUCAUGAAAUUAACAAAUUCCAUGUAAAGUUUGCAAUAGGUUACUCUCUUAUUACACUACAGUCAGCAAAAUUAUCAAAUAAGAGGUUGCAAUCAUUAUAAUCAUAAUGAAAAUGCCAUUAUUAUUGAAGGUAUGGUCAGGUGUUGGUGUGACAUACAUAUAAAUGACAUCAUAAGAGGGGGUGGGUAAACAUUCUAUUUAUUCAAUCUUUGAUUGCGUAAUGUAGUUUUGUUCUUAAGUCCUAAAAGUUCACAUUAUAAUCAGGUUGGUUUUAAGAAAGGCAGAAUAUAUGAGGAAAUCUACCAAGGAAGUUGAUGACGAUCCAUCUUAAGAGAAUGAGAAUAUUUGUACUAUUUUUCUUUAUUAUUAUUGUUACUUCAUUUGGGAGCUGCUCAUUCAUGUAAUGUAUUAUACUUUCUAGAUGUUUUGAUGAUUUGAUACAUAAUUCCUCAAAAAUCUUUUAAUCAUUUUUCAUUUUUAGUGCUUCUGUUGGACCCAAUUUAAUUUCAAGGUGGAUUAAAACUUAAAACAACAUCAAAACCACAUCAAAAUGGAUUGAAGAACCUAGUAUAUAACUGUUUCUCAAAUUGAACAUCCAUCCCCCCUCCCCUCCUACUCCUGAAAUUCAAAUUUCAUAUCUUCAAUUUUUUAACCUUUGACUUAAACAUGUCACUUUGAGAUAAAAGAAGAGAAGCAAGGUAUACCAGUGCCCAAAAGCAGUUUGUUCCUCUUUGUUUAACCCACCACUGUAUAGUUUAGCAGGAUAGAGGGUGCUAUUCAAGAUUAAUCAACAAGCACCACUCAGUUGUUCAUAAUUCUUGGUAACUGCAUGAAUACUUUCCACAUGCAGAGGCUGAUUCUGUCUGAGAUAGUACUACGAAUGUACCUUUAAAUAUAAUUAUAUUUGCUUUCAGGUCAUUUUAAAUGCCAAGUGAACAUUUCACCAUUCUACAUAAGUACAUAUUACUACAAGAACUACUUUUUUCUAAAGAAUCCUAAUGUUCUGAUUUCAAAAUGAGGAAAUGCUCAAGUAAGUUGAAUCUUAAAGGGGGAGCAAACUGAUAUAUAUAUGGUCUCUCACUGAGUGUAUGUUAUAACUAGCUAGACUUAAAUGUACCAUUUGAGCUAAAUUAUUAACACUACAGAGAAUAAAUGUACACCUGGUUUUAUUUCAGAGAAACUAAAAUGUUGAGAGAGAAACUAAACUUGGUAACAUGAUCUUUGUAGGAUGAAUGUAUUGAAUAUUAAAAUUAUUAUUCAAGAGGGCCUAUAUGACAAGACUACACUGCUCAUAAAUGUUGCAUUAUGGUUAGUAACCUGGCCAGAUCCGAGUGAAUGACUUAAAGAGGUGCCAUUAAGACUGCUGGUUUGUUAAACUCUUCAACUUUUGGUUGCCUAACAAAAAAAGUAAGGAAUUUUUUUUCUCUUUCAGGCAUUGUCCCUUGUUUCUACACUUGGUCACACAUUCAAUCUGCUUACUGGGUGUUAUCAGGUGUUUCAAUACAUAUUACUUUUCAAGAUACAUGUAGUUAAUAAAUUCCUUUUCAUCUGAAAGUUUGGGUAUCAUUGAUUAUGAGCAGUGUAUACUUCUCGUCCCAUCAGCAUUUCUUACUUGCUUUUGAAAGGUUUUUUCUUGCAUUUUGUAAUGCCAGAACUGCGUAAUAAAAAGCUGAAGUGAAAGUAAUUAUCAAGUUUAUGAUAAAGGGUAUUUAAAGGCUCGAUCACCCUUUACCUUUAAGAUCUCCUUUGCUUUAAUUUAAUUGUGAACAUGUAUAAUGUGCAUCAUUUGAAUAGUUCUGAUAGUGGCUACUUGUGUAGUGGACAAGUCUGCUAUUUGGCAUGCAUCAUGCCAUGUAUUGAUGUAUUCAAAAUGCAUUCAAAUAUAUCUGAUAUCACAGAGUAAUAGCAACUGAAUACAGAAGGUAUAGCAUUUUGUGGACAUUGCUGUGUACUAUGGUAUUGCUCAUGGCCAAUUAUAUACAUGUAUAGGCUUGUGUUGUAUAUAUAUGUUUAUAUUGUCUUGUAAAUAUAAAUAAAAUAAUGAUGUAGAUACAUCUGGUGAAGGAUGUUGUUACUUGUGUACUGUCUGCAUCAUAUGAAUUUAAAGAAAUACAAGAUAUUAAAAAAAUAACUUUGUACA